This is a messenger RNA of Chaetura pelagica (chimney swift), 911 nucleotides long. RefSeq names its product mitochondrial ribosomal protein L19 (gene MRPL19). The record is from RefSeq and is a predicted model, not a curated record. The coding region runs from base 1 to 792 and encodes 263 amino acids. Gene Ontology annotation, molecular function: structural constituent of ribosome. The transcript is spliced from 6 exons. Gene Ontology annotation, biological process: translation. NCBI's taxonomy places the organism in Eukaryota, Metazoa, Chordata, Aves, Apodiformes, Apodidae. Gene Ontology annotation, cellular component: mitochondrial large ribosomal subunit; ribosome.
AUGGCAUCAUUUGGGCUGGGAAAGACACGGUGUUUUUCAUCCUCGGGCUGUCGAGUUAGCAGCGAUGGAAAGCCAGCCAAGUUUCAGCCGCCUCCAAAGCCCGUCAUUAUUGACAAGCAGAAGCAGAGAGAGGAGAGGAGGUUCCUGAGCCCUGAAUUUAUUCCUCCCAGAGGGAGAACAGAUCCUCUUAAAUUUUUUAUAGAAAGAAAGGAUAUGAUACAGAGACGGAAAGUCUUCAACAUCCCAGAGUUCUAUGUUGGCAGCAUACUUGCUGUUACCACUGCAGAUCCUUAUGCCAACGACAAAACCAACCGGUUUGUAGGAAUCUGCAUUCAAAGAGGAGGGAAAGGACUUGGUGCAACCUUUGUCCUUCGGAACGUUAUCGAAGACCAAGGUGUUGAAAUAUGUUAUGAGCUGUACAAUCCUCGAAUCCAGGCCAUUGAGGUUCUGAAGCUAGAGAAGAGGUUGGAUGACAACCUGAUGUACCUGCGAGAUGCCCUCCCUGAAUACAGUACCUUUGAUGUGAAUAUGAAACCUGUAUCUCUUUUAGACCAUGAAGAAAUUCCUGUAAACAAGCUGAAGGUACGAAUGAAACCUAAACCAUGGUCAAAACGGUGGGAAAGGCCAAAAUACAAUAUAAAAGGAAUAAAGUUUGAGCUACCUGAAAAGAAAAUGAAAGAAGCACAGAAGUGGAGCCAGCCAUGGCUUGAGUUUGAUAUGAUGAGAGAAUAUGAUACUUCAAAAAUAGAGGAUAAAAUUUGGAAAGAAGUGAGUGAAGAGCUUCAAAAAUAAUGGAUUUUUGCAGUCUGAGGAUUGAGAAAAUUAAUAUUUACAUUGAAUACUGUAUGGAUUAUAACUUGUGAAGUUUUGUAUAUACAUAGGCAAAAUACAAUAAAAUUAACCUUUCCAGA